UUGGGGUAUUUAAUGCUUUGUUCCAUUGUUGCGGAGUGUGUUUUCCAGCUGGUCUGGCACAGGAGGGGGGACUCACUGUCCGAGGACACCAUUGCACUUUUCUUUUUUUUAACAGUCGCGUCUUUUUGUUUGUUCGUAGAGAUGUCUUUUUCUUGUAACCAGUCUUUAGAUGGUAGCUUUCCUCCGUCUCCAGCGGAGGGUCGGGGUUCAAACCGGCUGUCCUGGGGCAGUCUGCUGCAGAGGCUGACUGAGCUGAAGGGGAUCAAUCAGGGGGUCAGAGAGGAUCCUCAGUGCAGCAGGAGUGAAACUGGGUCUGUGGCAGACAUGUCCCUGUCAGAGUCAGACAGCAGCUUCUUCUGUUACCCCCUGGAGGAGACUUUGGCUGCAGAGGUUGUAGCAACCAUCACCCAGAGUCUCACAGAAGCAUCCCACAUCCUGGCCUGCUCCAAACUCAUCAUCCCUGACUGCCUUCUGCACUAUGUCCGUCAAGAGCUGCUCCAUUUGGCUGUCAGCGAGCCCUGCGGCCUCAGGGGAGCUCUCAUUGACCUGUGUGUGGACAGGGGGGACCAGGGCCCACUGUGCACUGUGGACCAAAUAGCAGUGGACUCCACCUUGGUCCCGACCUUUCAUGUGACUCUGGUGCUGAGGCCGGAGUCCAGUGGGCUGUGGCCGAAGAUGCAGAAGCUUUUUAAGGGGAGCAAGUCACCUACAGCGAGGCACCAAGACAGUCUGAGGCUGAGUACGAGCUUCAGGGCUAUCAAGAGAAAACUGUACAGUUCGGGGGAGCUGCUGAUAGAGGAGUGCUGCUGACCAGGAGCUGUGUCUCUGAUAAACUGGACUGAAAUCAUGUGAGCAAUGAAAGAAGGCUUUAAGCAUUGUCUUGUAUCUUAUGGCUCCAACAGGCUUUUAAUGGCACUGACAAGACAGCCCUAAAAUAAAGUGUUACUCUCUUUGUUGGCUAAUGUAAUUCAAGGUUUAAGGAACCAAGUGAUGUGUCAUGGCAGCUGCUCACCUGGUGGCAGGUGACUCAACAGUGAAGACUCAUGCUUUAAAGUGGGUCACUUAACUUCCUAUGAAUGUAAAACCCCAUCCUUAAGGGAAUGGCUUAUGUAUUUGAUAGUCAAAUAUCAUCUGAAACUUGAGUGUUUUGUAUCUGCAACAACUUAAAGAACAUGAACAAAUAAAUUAUUUUCUACUCA
Molecule: messenger RNA, 1199 nt
Organism: Notolabrus celidotus (New Zealand spotty)
Lineage: Eukaryota; Metazoa; Chordata; Actinopteri; Labriformes; Labridae
Product: DNA damage-inducible transcript 4 protein-like
Exons: 2
Coding region: 13-810 (265 amino acids)
Biological process (GO): response to hypoxia; apoptotic process; negative regulation of TOR signaling
Cellular component (GO): cytoplasm
Molecular function (GO): 14-3-3 protein binding
Source: RefSeq, a predicted model, not a curated record